GCAGUUGAAGAUGUGUAUGUACCAGUUGUCACGUUUGAGUUUGAUGGCAUAGAGAUUGAUCUUGUGUUUGCAAGACUGUCUGUGCCAACUGUUUCUGGUAAUCUUGAUCUCAGAGAUGACUCACAUCUUAGAAGCCUGGAUAUAAUAUGUAUACAGAGCUUAAAUGGUUGCAGAGUUACUGAUGAAAUACUACACCUAGUGCCAAAUAAAGAGAACUUCUGGCUCACGCUCUGUGCAAUUAAACUGUGGGCAAAACGAUGUGGCAUUUACUCCAACAUGCUGGGAUUUCUUGGUGGGAUUUUCUGGGCCGUGCUAGUAGCAAGAACGUGUCAGCCCUAUCCAAAUGCUUUGGCUUCUACUCUGGUUAACAAGUUCUUGUUUUUUUCAAAACCGGAGUGGCCAAAACCUGUAUUGCUGAAACAUGAAGAGAGCAAUCUUAAUUUACCAGUAUGGGACCCUAGGGUGAACCCAUCAAACCAAUAUCAUGUAAUGCCUAUCAUCACCCCAGCCUAUCCACAGCAGAACUCUACAUGCAAAGUAUCUAUAUCAACACGAGCGGUAAUGGUAGAGGAGCUCAAACAUGGUCUUGCGGUUACAAAUGAGAUUCUCCAAGGAAAAUCAGACUGGUCAAAGCUCUUUGAACCACUGAACUUCUUUCAGAAAUACAAACAUUAUAUUGUGCUGACUGCUAGUGCCUCUACUGAAGAGCAUCACUUAGAGUGGAUUGGCCUUGUCAAAUCUAAAAUUUGUGUGCUGGUUGGAAACUUAGAGAGGAAUGAAUUUAUAUCUAUUGCUCAUGUAAAGCCACAGUCUUUCCCUGGCAACCGAGAGCUUGUAAACAGUGGUGGAUAUGUGUCAAUGUGGUUUCUUGGAAUCGUAUUUAGGAAAGUGGAAAAUGCAGGAAGUGUUAACGUUGAUUUAACGUACGUUAUACAGUCGUUCAAAGAUACAGUUUACAGCCAGGCUAACAACCUCAAUGUGCUAAAGGAAGGUAUGAAGAUUGAGGCAGCUCAUGUGAAGAGAAGGCAUCUCCACUAUUUUUUGUUACGGAAAAGAAGGCAGCAAAGCAUGCCAGGUACUAGUCAAAAUGCUGGUGGGCUUCAGCGCAAAAGGACUUCUUCAGAUGGAAGCUGUUUGGACAGUUGCAGAGACAUGGACUCCAGAACACCAGAUAAUUCCUCUUUGUUACAUAAGGUUUCUAAAUUGGACACUUCUACAGCAGAGAGAGAAAGAAAUGCUGUGUAUCAGAAAUCUAAUGGUACUAACAACAGAGAGAAGAUACCUCGUGUAGUUGUGCCAUCAGUGUCUAACGAACUGUCCAUUCCUGUUACUGAUUCAAAAAUGGAGGCUACAGUUGCAAUAAGAACAUUGGGACCUCCAGUUGGUUGCACCAUUCCAGGACAUAACACAAUUUCUCAACUCGGAGCACGUUUUGUCCAAGGACAGCAUGAAUUAAGUGGGACUCCGAUUACAGAUCCUAAGAGUGCUGCACCUAAACGACCUUAUUCACCGACCACUGAAGGAUCUCAUUCACCUACAUCAGAAGAAUGCCCCCAAAAAACAGUAGACAGAGAAAAGUUAACUGACCAGGUUUCAGCAUUCAAAGAUGGUGGCAAUCCAGAAGAUGUCAGCAGCAGAUCUACAGACAAUCUGGUUGCUCUGUGUGUGGGGCUUGGAGGUCCAGCUGGAGGGGGUGAGGGAUGCAUGAUCAAUCUCCUUAAAGAGGAGCAGCUCUGCAUUGAAAUUGUGUACGUGUGUGGCAGCCUGGCAAUCAGCCACCUGCUGCGGGGACCAUCCAGCUCACUCUCUGCAGGACGUGCAAUGGAGAGAAAGCUGCAAAAUUUGGCUACUAAGCAAGUCUGGCAAGCCUGG
Messenger RNA from Haliaeetus leucocephalus (bald eagle), 1872 nucleotides. Its product is annotated as poly(A) polymerase gamma-like. The record is from RefSeq and is a predicted model, not a curated record. Gene Ontology annotation, molecular function: poly(A) RNA polymerase activity; RNA binding. Lineage: Eukaryota; Metazoa; Chordata; Aves; Accipitriformes; Accipitridae. Gene Ontology annotation, cellular component: nucleus.